UCUCCCACGAAGUCCAACUUAUCACCUCGAAGGGAACUUGUAAGCCCACUGGGCCCAAGCCGCCUCCACAGCACCAAUUCACCGAUGCAGAGGCUCUCGCAGGUCGCGCUCCGCCGCCUGCUGCCGCCGCCGUCCGCCGCGGCAGCCGCUCGCGGGGCAGCGCCGGUGGCCGCGGAGGCAUGUUCCGGCAGAGGAAUCCCUAUCCUACGCCGCGCCGGUGGCGCCGAGGUCGCGGCGGGCGGUUGGAGUGGCGGAUCUGGGACCCGCUUGUGCCGCAGGCUCUGCACCUACAACGAGAGAGAUGACAGGGCACUUGAGGAGGAAGUUGAGAAGAAAUUUGGAUGGAUAUUAAAGAUAUUCUUCAUAGGGACUGCUGGCCUUGUUGGUUGGCAAUUCUUUCCCUACAUGGGGGAUAACCUACUACAGCAAUCCAUUACGCUUUUACAUGUCAAAGAUCCCUUGUUCAAGCGGAUGGGGGCCUCCCGAUUAGCUCGUUUUGCCGUUGAUGAUGAAAGGAGAAUGAAGGUGGUAGAGAUGGGGGGAGCUCAAGAAAUUCUGAAUGUGUUAGAAGGCGCUAAAGAUGAUAAAACACGCAAAGAAGCUCUGAAAGCUCUUGUGGCACUUGCAAAGUUGGAUAAAGCUGCGGGGUUUUUGGACAAGGCAGGUGCCUACGCCAUCGUCUCCUCCACUCCUAAUUCCCCUGAAUAUGCCGAGAUCGAGGCCUGCAAGACUAGCCUUCUCAAGACGUUUGAUCAACUGAAGUCGUGAUGGUAAAUGCCCGUGUGGAUAUAUCUACAUGUUUUCUCCAAACUGGACUAGGCAGUUCUUUUUGGCGAUGGGAUUGAAAUCACUAGUGUUCUCGUUAUGUGCCAGCAUCUGACCUGAUUAUCAAACGCUCUUUAAUAAGAAUAUACGAUAUGCCGGGCAUGAACUUUUUCGUUGCUUCAUUUGCGAAGAGCCCACCGAUCUUAAACUGGACUUAUUUGGCUUU
Molecule: messenger RNA, 991 nt
Organism: Triticum aestivum (bread wheat)
Lineage: Eukaryota; Viridiplantae; Streptophyta; Magnoliopsida; Poales; Poaceae
Exons: 6
Coding region: 85-768 (227 amino acids)
Source: RefSeq, a predicted model, not a curated record